Messenger RNA from Durio zibethinus, 1447 nucleotides. Its product is annotated as phytochrome-interacting ankyrin-repeat protein 1-like. Gene Ontology annotation, cellular component: BRCA1-A complex; BRCA1-BARD1 complex. NCBI's taxonomy places the organism in Eukaryota, Viridiplantae, Streptophyta, Magnoliopsida, Malvales, Malvaceae. Gene Ontology annotation, biological process: protein K6-linked ubiquitination. Gene Ontology annotation, molecular function: protein binding; ubiquitin-protein transferase activity. The record is from RefSeq and is a predicted model, not a curated record.
UGGUCUGGAUUGGUUUAGACAAGCGUUGGCUUGUCAGUACAGGCUUAGUGACGGCCCGUCAGCCCAUCAGCAAGAGAAUCUAAACGUUGUGGAAAGUUAUAUAAAGAAUGCCAAAACCGAAAAGAAUAGGGUGUCGGGUUAGGUCAGGCUAGAGUCUGGAAUCGUGGAAAUUUCUUUUGCAUAGCGACAGCCCUGUUUUCCUCUGUUUUUAGGGUUUUCUUAGUGAUACAAAGUCUCCUCCUGAUUUCGUAAAUAUACAUAUAUAUAUGUUCUCUCGGAACCCUUUCCAAAUCAAUCUAGGAUUUGUCUGAUUACGCUGUAAUUGCUUAUAACUCAAUUGAUCAACUAUGUUUGUAUUGUCUUCUCCAUUGAUGACUUGCAUUGUGAUAUUCCAAAACCUGCGUGUAUUUGGUCCUGGUUUGAAUCCUUUUUCUCCUUAUUGCAUUGCUAAUCAUUCCCUUGCUUCUCGCUAAUUUUAGGUAUCCUCCUUUUCUUCUCUAUCAUGUAAUUCUUCCCCUCCCCCUCUUCCUCUUCAGCUAUCAGGGAAAUCUUUUUUUUAAAAAUUUCAUCUCACUGUGAAAUUCCACCGCUUUACGACAAUAUCAUGUAAUUCUGCUCUUAGUCAAUCAAUCAAUCUUGGUCAAGUUUUGGGGGAUUUUUCUUUUUUCUUUCCUUAGUUUCGAAGAAAAAAAUCUGAAACGAUAUUGGUUGGAUUUUGCAAUUGAUUGGAAGAAUAUGCCCCAAGAGCAUUCCUUGCGGAGAAAUUUGUCAAGAAGGCGAUCCUUUAGGUCUGGGGUUGAUAGGGAUGAUAGGGGUUGGACAAUGCUCCAUGUCGGAGCCCGAAAAGGUGACCUCAAUCAGGUCAAGCAACUCCUCGAUGAAGGAAUGGAUGUAAAUGUGGCCGCAUGGGGCCCCAAAUCUAAAGGUGUCACCCCACUCCAUCUUGCUGCCGAGGGUGGCCACCUUCAAGUAAUGGAUGAACUUCUUGAACGUGGUGCUAAUAUUGAUGCAAGAACUAAAGGUGCUUGUGGUUGGACACCACUUCAUGCCGCAGCUAAAGAAAGAAAGAAAGAAGCAGUCAAGUUCCUGAUAGAGAAUGGGGCAUUUUUGCCAGAUGACAUCAAUGACAGCAGAUUUAAUCCACCACUUCAUUACUGCCCUGGCCUUGAAUGGGCAUACGAGGAGAUGAAGCGUCUUCAAAGAGAGAGCUUAUCAGCCGGGGAGGCAUCAUAUAGCUCUGAAAGUUGAUGCUCUAUCAUCACAACGGUCUUGUUGCACAUGUUUGGACUCUGGUGCUUUCAUUUUAUCUCCGAACUAUUGGCUUAAGUGAUGCUUUAGCCAAUGCUUUUGUUUUUCAUGGCUCUGUUGCAUACUUGUAUCUGUUUGAUUUUCAAGCCUGCGUCUUUUCCAUAUGAUGCCAAUAAAGUACCUACAUGCUUAUGAUGCC